UGGCACACCGCCUACUAUCUACAAUCUAGAGCUUGUCUGCGCGCAGGCAGACGGCCUCCCAUUUAAGUACUCUCCCUGGCGAACGUAUCUCGAGUCAGAUAUCCCCCCUUCCCAGAUCUACACUUCACUCCACAUACCUCACUCGGUGCCUGCACAAUGCGUCAGUCUGGCUACUCCGCCCACGACGACGAUAGCAAACGAUCGGCCCGUUCCUCGACGGCUUUUGACAUGGACUUUGGAAUCGUGAAUCCUUCGGCCACAUAUGACGAUCCUGCGUCUUGGUGCCACCCCAGCGCCACGUCCAACAGGGUGGCACAGAGUCAUAUCUCCAAUCUGGCGAGCUCGCAAGAGCACGUUGUCUCACCACAGCGUGACCACUCUCACGUCUACUCUUCUCAACCACCCUACUAUAACGUCCCCCCUGAUCGUGCUCAACAACAUAGUGGGCCUCACGCUACAACUUCCUACGACAUCCCCAACCAUUAUCGUGCCCUCCAAGAAUCCUCUGUGCAUAGGAGUUUGCAUGUGCGCACCGACGCUUCAGUCCAUACACCAUCCGGGACCUUCCUACCACGACAGGAUACUUCUUCGCUCGGUAUCGCGCCCUUAUCUGAAGCCGCUGUUCAACAGUACGUGUCGCCUCAUGCUCGGUAUACCCACGACACUGCAAAUACUCAGGAUAUCCCCGCACUACGUAACGUACCCCACUCAACCACAAUGCCAUACCUUCCCGUCCAUCCCUCUUCCGCGUCGACAUCGGCAUACUCGUCUCAGGCCGUUCCCUCCCAUAUCGUCACACGGAACUCACCCACCCUACGCCAUAUGCCUGGACAAGACUAUGGUUUCCCUAAUCCCGGCUUCUCGCAUGACACGCAUCAGCAGCCAUCAACCGGCCAUAGUACAGCCGACAGGUAUUACUCGACCGGAACUUCCCCAUCUCAGCGGUCGCAGCAUCCCCGCCAUCGGUAUGGUAGCUCCCCAUACCCCUCGCCGACAUCAACCUCCUCCCAGUCCUCGUCGGUAUUCGCUUCCUCUCCUGAGACUUCGUCCGUCCCUUUGGUAGACGUACACCCCCUCUCGCUCUCGAGUUCCUCCCGCGCCUCCUCUUCCGCCGCGUCCUCUCCUACCUCCGAAACGGACACGUUACAGCCCUCGUCGUCCGCCCGCACCGCUUCCUCCGCGUCCGGCUCGAGGAGCGCCGACCGCUUCCCGUGCCCCUACUGCCCAGGAGACCGCUCGUUCAGCCGCACGAAGGACCUCGAGCGACACAUCCAGUCCAUCCACUUCCGCGACCCCGACGCGCCCGAGUGGAUUUGCUGCGGAGUCCCGCUCUCCGAGGCCGACCGCUGGAACCUCCCUGAGUGGGUCCGCCGCGAGCCUCCGUACAUGCUGAACGGCAUCCCCAUGGUCGGCGGAUGCAAGGAGCAGUGCUCGCGCAAGGACGUGCUGAAGCGGCACCUCCGGAAGAACGAGAAGCGGUGCUUUGGGAGCGAGAGCGCGCCGUGGCUGCCCGGCAACCAGAAACAUAAGAGGCCGCCGCGAGGCGGGGGGAACUCGGGCGGUAGCAGCAGCGGCGCGGCAGGUCGCGCCUGAGUGCGGGUAGUCGUCCACUGUGGCGUACCAUGACACCAUCAAAACGACAAUGUCGAGACGUCUCUCUGAUGUUCCAUAUUACGUGCGGGUCUCUGUGCCUCGCCCUUCGCAAUGACAUCUUCCCAUAUGACGGACAAUUUGCCUACACCUUGCAUUUGGUAACUCCCGCCCUCCUUUGCGGUCCAUGUAUCGUUAAAUCUUCUUCGAUUCACCCGCUGUAGUAUCUUCCGCUCGCGGACCGAUUGUUAUCACAGCUACUGGCCAGCGCGUGUGCAAGUCCCAGAUCACCUCCAAC
Molecule: messenger RNA, 1888 nt
Organism: Dichomitus squalens LYAD-421 SS1
Lineage: Eukaryota; Fungi; Basidiomycota; Agaricomycetes; Polyporales; Polyporaceae
Exons: 3
Coding region: 157-1593 (478 amino acids)
Source: RefSeq, a predicted model, not a curated record